UUCAGGCGACAACCACAAGGGGAAAAGGAGAAAUGACCGAGCUACACUCUCUUCUUGCCAAGGCUAUCAUAUCAUCCAUGGCGAAGCAAGCAACCAUGCUUCUUCACAUGAAGCUCAUCAGCAUCUACCUCCUAGUGCUCUGCGUGGUCGGAGCCAACGAGCUUCUCGUCGUCGCAGCCAGCGGCAACGACGGCGGCGGCGGCCGGUUCGUCUACUCCGGCUUCGCCGGCGCCAACCUCACCCUCGACGGCACGGCCACGGUCACGCCAGCCGGACUCCUCGAGCUGACCAACGGCACGCUCCAGCUCAAAGGCCACGCGUUCCACCCGACGCCGCUCCGCUUCGGCUUCGGCUCCGGCGGCGGCGGCGGUGGCGAUGGGGUGGUGGUGAGGUCCUUCUCCGCCUCGUUCGUGUUCGGCAUCCUCUCCGCCUACCCGGACAUGAGCGCCCACGGCAUCGUCUUCCUCGUGUCACCCACCACCGACUUCUCCGCCGCGCUGGCCAGCCAGUACCUCGGCCUCGUCAACGUCACCAGCAACGGCGACGCCCGCAACCGCAUCUUCGCCGUCGAGCUCGACACCCUGCAGCAGGACGAGUUCCGCGACAUCAACGACAACCACGUCGGCGUCGACAUCAACGGCCUCGUCUCCCUCCAGUCCACCAGCGCCGGCUACUACGCCGCCGACAUCAACGGCGGCGGCUUCAGGAACCUGACGCUGAUAAGCCACGAGGCGAUGCGGGUGUGGGUCGACUACGACGCCGGCGACGCCCGGAUCGACGUCACCCUGGCUCCGCUCGCCGUCGCCAAGCCCGUCAGGCCGCUGAUCUCCGCCGCCUACAACCUGUCGUCGGUGAUCACCGACACGGCGUACGUCGGCUUCUCGUCGGCGACGGGCUCGUUCAACUCACGACACUACGUUCUUGGCUGGAGCUUCGCUGUGGACGGCGGCCCCGCUCCGGCGAUCGACGUCGCCAAGCUGCCCAAGCUGCCACGGGAGGGCCCCAAGGCUCGGUCCAAGUUCCUUGAGAUCUUCCUCCCAAUAGCAUCUGCGGCCGUCGUCCUCGCCAUGGGCAUUUUGGUCAUUCUACUUGUGCGUAGGCGGAAGCGGUACACUGAGCUACGCGAAGAUUGGGAGGUUGAGUUUGGGCCGCAUCGGUUCCCCUACAAGGAUCUGCACCACGCAACACAAGGAUUCGAGAGUAAGUGCCUGCUCGGCGUAGGAGGGUUCGGAAGAGUGUACAAGGGCGUGCUUCCGAAUUCUAACGUGGAGAUUGCUGUCAAGAGGGUGUCACAUGACUCGAGCCAGGGCGUGAAGGAAUUCGUCGCGGAGGUUGUCAGCCUAGGCCGUCUCCAGCACUGCAAUCUCGUGAGGUUACUUGGCUACUGCAGACGGAAGGGUGAGCUUAUGUUAGUAUACGAGUAUAUGUCGAAUGGGAGCCUCGAUAAAUAUCUGCAUGGCCAAGACAACAAGCCAACUCUAAGUUGGGCUCAGAGGUUUCAGAUCAUCAAAGACAUCGCAUCGGGUUUGCUCUACCUUCACGAGGAGUGCGACAAAGUAGUCAUCCAUCGAGACAUCAAGGCAAGUAACGUGCUCCUCGACAACGAGAUGAACGCACGGCUAGGUGAUUUCGGUCUCGCCAGAUUGUACGACCACGGCGAAGACCCACAGAGCACGCAUGUCGUCGGCACAAUAGGAUACCUGGCUCCAGAGCUGGGACGAACCAGCAAGGCGACUCCACUUACCGACGUAUUCGCCUUCGGGACCUUCAUCCUCGAGGUCACAUGUGGACGAAGACCUAUCUACCAUGACUCCCAUGGCACCCAGGUUAUGCUGGUUGACUGGGUGUUGGAUCAUUGGCACAAACAAUCUCUUGUUGACACGGUUGAUCUGAAGCUCCAUGGUGAGUUCGACGUUGGCGAGGCUUGCCUGGUGCUCAAGUUGGGGCUCUUGUGCUCACACCCGUUCAUCAACGCGAGACCAGAUAUGCGACGAGUGAUGCAGUAUCUGAAGAGAGAGGUGGCUCUGCCUGAGCUGAUGCCAACCAGCAUGAGCUUUCACAUGCUUGCACUGAUGCAGAACGACGGGUUCGACUCGUAUGUUCAGUCAUAUCUUCUUCUUCUUCUCCUGCUCUCCCUCAUCCUCAACCUUGCAUCCCCGACCACCGCCGCUUCCGGCGACGGCAACGGCGACCAGUUCAUCUACUCCGGCUUCCAUGGCUCCAACCUCACCGUCGACGGCGCCGCCUCCAUCACACCGGACGGCCUCCUCCAGCUAACCGACGGCGCAGCCUACCUCAAAGGCCACGCGUUCCACCCAUCUCCGGUGCGCCUCCGCCGCGACGUCUCCACGUCCACGACGACGACCACCGUCCGCUCCUUCUCCGUCACCUUCGUCUUCGGCAUCGUCUCCGUCUACCCCGACUUCAGCGCCCAUGGCAUGGCCUUCGUCGUCUCCCCGACAACCAACCUCUCCUCCUCCUUGCCGGCCAAGUACCUCGGCCUCACCAACGUCCAGAACGACGGCAACGCCAGCAACCACAUGCUCGCCGUCGAGCUCGACACCAUCCAGAGCGUCGAGUUCAGGGACAUCAACGCCAACCACGUCGGCGUCGACAUCAACGGCCUCCAGUCCGUCCGCGCCUACAACGCCGGCUACUACGACGACGUCUCCGGCGAGUUCAGGAGCUUGAAGCUGAUCAGCCGCCAGGCGAUGCAGGUCUGGGUGGACUACCAUGGCGGCGAGAAGAAGCAGCUCGACGUCACCAUGGCUCCUCUCAGAAUGGCCAGGCCUGUCAAGCCGCUGCUCUCGGUCACCCACGACCUCUCCACGGUGCUCGCCGACGUCGUCUACCUCGGCUUCUCGGCGGCGACCGGCCGCGUGAAUUCGCGCCACUGCGUUCUUGGCUGGAGCUUGGGGAUCAACGGACCAGCUCCCGCCAUUGACAUCGACAAGCUGCCCAAGCUUCCUCGUGCUGAACCCAAGCCAAGAUCCAGGGUCCUUGAAAUUGUUCUACCAAUUGUCACUGCAACGAUUGUGCUGGUUGUGGGUGGCGCCAUUGUUAUGGUGGUGAGGAGGAGAUCGAGGUACGCCGAGCUACGGGAAGAUUGGGAGGUUGAGUUUGGGCCGCAUCGAUUCUCGUACAAGGAAUUGUUCCGCGCAACCGAUGGAUUUGCGGAUAAGCAUCUACUCGGUUCAGGAGGAUUUGGAAAGGUGUACCGAGGAGUGCUUCCUAAAUCUAAAUUGGAGGUUGCCGUGAAGAAAGUGUCCCACGAAUCGAGACAAGGGAUGAAGGAGUUUGUUGCUGAGAUAGUUAGUAUUGGACGUAUUCGGCACCGUAAUCUUGUGCAGUUGCUCGGUUACUGUCGACGGAAGGGUGAGCUUCUUUUGGUGUAUGCGUAUAUACCAAAUGGUAGCCUCGAUAAAUAUCUGUAUAGCGAGGAGGAUAAGCCUAUACUGAGUUGGGCUCAAAGGUUCCGAAUCAUUAAAGGCAUCGCAUCUGGUUUGCUCUACUUGCACGAGAGGUGGGAAAAAGUGGUAGUGCACCGAGACAUCAAGGCAGGCAACAUACUCCUCGACAAGGACAUGAACGGACAGCUAGGUGACUUUGGCUUGGCAAGACUAUACGACCAUGGCACGGACUCACAAACCACACAUGUGGUUGGCACCAUGGGAUACCUAGCACCAGAGCUCAUUCGCACGGGCAAAGCAUCCCCUCUCACCGAUGUGUUCGCGUUCGGCGUGUUCCUCCUCGAGGUCACCUGUGGGCAGAAACCUAUCAAGGAGAAGAACCCUCAAGGUAGCCACAUAGCGCUGGUCGACUGGGUGCUCGAGCAUUGGCGCGACGGUUCACUCAUGGACACGGUGGACGGGAGGCUCCACGGCGAGUACGACGCCGGUGAAGCGGCGCUGGUGCUGAAGCUGGGCCUCCUGUGCUCGCACCCGUUCGCCGCGGCGAGGCCCGGGAUGGGGCAGGUCACCUGCUGCCUCGCCGGCGAGGCGCCGCUGCCUGAGCUGACGCCGGCGGACAUGGGCUUCGACGUGCUGGCCAUGAUGCAGGAUAAGGGAUUCGACACGUCCGUCGUGUCGUAUCCCGAUCUUAUGACGAGCUUUGGCACCAUCUCCAGCCUCUCAGGAGGAAGAUAACUCGGCUUUUUGUAUAUAAGUUUCAUACAAGUUCAUCGGUCACGACCAGCAGUUGUGGAUUAAAAUUUUUUGAACGUUUUUAGAUAAGCUAGAAUAAUUUUUGAACUAAUUUAGGCCAACUCUAGACUUGCAGUAUAGUAGACAGAGCAAUGAAAGCAGAGGACUCUGUUUUCCAUUGGUAUCAUCAAUGAAAGAUGCAGAGUCUCAUUUAGACUGAAGAAAAAAAUUGGAGUAGUCACCCUCUUUGCUGAAAUUAUAGACUGAAA
This is a messenger RNA of Oryza sativa Japonica Group (Japanese rice), 4411 nucleotides long. Its product is annotated as L-type lectin-domain containing receptor kinase SIT2-like. Gene Ontology annotation, cellular component: plasma membrane. NCBI's taxonomy places the organism in Eukaryota, Viridiplantae, Streptophyta, Magnoliopsida, Poales, Poaceae. The record is from RefSeq and is a predicted model, not a curated record. Gene Ontology annotation, molecular function: carbohydrate binding; ATP binding; transmembrane receptor protein serine/threonine kinase activity. Gene Ontology annotation, biological process: protein phosphorylation; defense response to oomycetes; defense response to bacterium.